Messenger RNA from Marchantia polymorpha subsp. ruderalis, 451 nucleotides. The record is from the annotation of a GenBank genome assembly. NCBI's taxonomy places the organism in Eukaryota, Viridiplantae, Streptophyta, Marchantiopsida, Marchantiales, Marchantiaceae.
UCGGUGCUACCAAUAGGCCAGAUAUCAUUGACCCAGCUCUCCUCAGACCUGGAAGGUUGGACCAUUUACAUUCCUCAGCCUGACGACCUCAAGAUUGAGAAUCUUCCAGGCUGCUAUGAGAAAAAGUCCUCUGGCAAAAGAAGUGGACCUGGAAGCUCUUGCGAGAUACACUCAAGGUUUUAGUGGAGCUGAUAUCACUGAAAUCUGCCAGCGUGCCUGUAAAUACGCCAUUCGAGAAAAUAAUGAGCAGGAUAUUGAGAAGGACAAGAAGCGAUCUGAGAACCCAGAGGCCAUGGAAGAGGAUAAGGUUGAGGAAGUAGCCGAAAUCAAGGCUAGCCAUUUUGACGAGGCCAUGAAGUCUGCCCGACGUAGUGUUAGCGAUGCAGAUAUCCGGAAAUAUCAAGCGUUUGCUCAAACAUUGCAGCAAUCACGAGGAUACGUAACCCAUUGA